Messenger RNA from Alexandromys fortis (reed vole), 1653 nucleotides. RefSeq names its product matrix metallopeptidase 27 (gene Mmp27). Gene Ontology annotation, molecular function: metalloendopeptidase activity; zinc ion binding. NCBI's taxonomy places the organism in Eukaryota, Metazoa, Chordata, Mammalia, Rodentia, Cricetidae. The transcript has 9 exons. The record is from RefSeq and is a predicted model, not a curated record. Gene Ontology annotation, cellular component: extracellular matrix. Gene Ontology annotation, biological process: collagen catabolic process; proteolysis; extracellular matrix organization.
UGCAAACAGGAAGAAGCUUUAACUGGAGAAGCAGGAAUGAAGGGCCUUCUGCCCUUGGUAUUGAAUUUUAUAGCACUUUCUUCUGCAUUUCCUCCAGACCGCAAGGACACAAAUGGCAGACUUGAUCAACUGGCCCAGGCAUAUCUCAACCAGUUCUACUCUCUUGAAAUAGAAGGGAGUCAUCUUGUCCAAAGUAAGAACGGGAGUCUUUUAGACAGCAAACUUCGGGAAAUGCAAGCAUUUUUUGGAUUGACAGUGACCGGAGAGCUGGACUCAGACACCCUUGAGAUCAUGAAGAUGCCCAGGUGUGGGGUUCCUGAUGUGGGACAAUAUGGUUACACCCUGCCUGGGUGGAGAAAACACAACCUCACAUACAGAAUAAUGAACUACACUCCAGAUAUGACACGAGCCGAUGUGGAUGAGGCUAUUCAGAAAGCACUAGAUGUUUGGAGCAAGGUCACUCCACUGAUGUUCACCAAGAUUUCCAAGGGCGUUGCAGACAUCAUGAUAGCCUUUAGGACUGGAGGUAAGUCUUGCAACGGGAGGGGAUGUGGCAAUUUCUAAGAUCUCAGGACGCUAACUCUUCCCCCAUCAACUAUCUCAGUCCAUGGCUGGUGUCCUCGUCACUUUGAUGGUCCCUUGGGAGUCCUUGGCCAUGCCUUUCCUCCUGGUUUGGGUCUAGGUGGUGAUACUCACUUUGAUGAAGAUGAAAACUGGACAGCCAAGGAUGGGGAAGGAUUCAACUUGUUUCUUGUGGCUGCUCAUGAAUUUGGUCACUCUCUGGGGCUCUCUCACUCCAAUGAUCAAACAGCCUUGAUGUUUCCCAAUUACGUCUCUCUGGACCCUAGCAAACACCUACUUUCUCAGGAUGAUAUUGACGGGAUCCAGUCCAUCUAUGGAAGUCCACCCAAGACACCCACUAAGCCAAAGAAAGCCACUGAGCCCCACGGCUGUACAGACCCUGGCUUAACUAUGGAUGCUAUCACUACCUUCCGCAGAGAAGUGAUGUUCUUUAAAGGCAGGCACUUAUGGAGGACUUACUCUGAUAUUGCUGAUGUGGAAUUUGAGUCAAUUGCUUCCUUCUGGCCAUCUCUGCCAGCUGACCUUCAAGCUGCCUAUGAAAGCCCCAGAGAUCAGAUUCUUGUGUUCAAAGAUGAGAACUUCUGGGUGAUCAGGGGGUAUGCUAUUUUGCCUGAUUACCCCAAAUCCAUCCACACACUCGGGUUCCCAAGACGUGUGAAGAAAAUUGAUGCAGCUGUCUGUGACCACGAAACAAAAAAGACCUUCUUUUUUGUGGGCAUCUGGUGCUGGAGGUAUGAUGAGACGGUGCAAGCCAUGGACAGAGGGUUCCCACAGAGGAUAGUGAAGCGCUUCCCAGGACUUGGCAUCCGUGUGGACGCUGUUUUCCAGCAUAAAGGCUUCUUCUAUUUCUUCCGUGGGUCAAGGCAAUUUGAGUAUGACAUCAAGGCCAAGAAUGUCACCCGCGUGAUGAGAAGCAACUCUUGGUUCCGGUGUAAAGAACCGUUCAGCUCAUCAUUCAGUGUUGACAUCAAAGAAGCGGCACAUUCCACUGCAACAGUGAUACCGCAUCAGACAAGUGUGAACUUGUUGAUUUUCAGUACUGUUCACGUGCUGACAAAAACAUACAGUUAA